CAAUCUGGCCGAUUGGGAAAGGGGGAGAUGCAGCGAGACCUGGGUGUCAUGGUACACCAGUCAUUGAAGGUAGGCAUGCAGGUGCAGCAGGCAGUAAAGAAAGCGAAUGGUAUGUUAGCUUUCAUUGCAAAAGGAUUUGAGUAUAGGAGCAGGGAGGUUCUACUGCAGUUGUACAGGGUCUUGGUGAGACCACACCUGGAGUAUUGCGUACAGUUUUGGUCUCCAAAUCUGAGGAAGGACAUUAUUGCCAUAGAGGGAGUGCAGAGACGGUUCACCAGACUGAUUCCUGGGAUGUCAGGACUGUCUUAUGAAGAAAGACUGGAUAGACUUGGUUUAUACUCUCUAGAAUUUAGAAGAUUGAGAGGGGAUCUUAUAGAAACUUACAAAAUUCUUAAGGGGUUGGACAGGCUAGAUGCAGGAAGAUUGUUCCCGAUGUUAGGGAAGUCCAGGACAAGGGGUCACAGCUUAAGGAUAAGGGGGAAAUCCUUUAAAACUGAGAUGAGAAGAACUUUUUUCACACAGAGAGUGGUGAAUCUCUGGAACUCUCUGCUACAGAGGGUAGUUGAGGCCAGUUCAUUGGCUAUAUUUAAGAGGGAGUUAGAUGUGGCCCUUGUGGCUAAGGGGAUCAGGGGGUAUGGAGAGAAGGCAGGUACGGGAUACUGAGUUGGAUGAUCAGCCAUGAUCAUAUUGAAUGGCGGUGCAGGCUCGAAGGGCCGAAUGGCCUACUCCUGCACCUAAUUUCUAUGUUUCUAUGUUUCUAUGAUCCUGGGUCUCUGGCGCUGUAAAACAGCAACUCUGCACCACCAUGCUGCAUUUUAGUUUGUGGGACACAGUAUGGAAACAAGCCUUUCCACGCACCGGGUCCACGCUGACCAUUGAUUACUCAUUCAUAUUAGUUCUAUGUUAUCCCACUUUCUCAUCAACUCCCUACACAUGAAAGGCAAUUCACACAGGGCCAAUUAACCUACAAACCCGCACAUCCACGGGAUGUGGGAGGAAACCAGGGCACCUGGAGGAAACACACGCGGUCACAGGGAGAACAUGCAAACAUCACACAGACAGCACCAGGAUCAGAUUCAAACCCAGGUCUCUGGCGCUGUGAGGCAGCAGCUCUACCCGCUGCGCCACUGGGUCACUCCACUCUCCAUUCUCUGCUAAAGAAUAACUCUUUGUACAGCAGGUACGUGGACGCAUAUAGCCAGCCAGGAACCUGCAGACUCUUCCUUGCCAUCUGAGACAAUUAAGCUCUGCUGCACCAACGGAUAAUGUGGAGGAAAAUAGCUACAGACUUAAAUUAUGUUUCUGAGAAACAUUUCAUCUCUCACAGAGCUCAGGUGAAUCAUUGUGCCUUCUCUCAUGAUGGAUACUUCCUAAUAACAGGAGCUGACGACUGUAACAUCUGCACCUGGGAUAUUUGGUCUGGAAAACGUCUAACUAAAGCAAAAGGCCACAAAGGCCCAGUGAAGGUUUGUGUGUUCUCCAGUGACGCCAAGCUCUUUGCCAGCGGGUCGACAGAUUACACUGUGAGGGUGUGGAACACUAACAAGGCCACUUGCCUGCACGUGCUCAAAGGGCACAGCAGGUCUGUGGAGACUGUGGGCUUCAGCCACAAUUCGAGGUUGCUGGCAUCUGCAGGCUGGGAUCGCGUCAUUAUCCUGUGGGAUCCAAAGCUGGGUCAACUCAUGAGGAAAUUCUUAGGUCACGAGAACGUCAUUGGAACCUGUGCCUUUUCAUACCAUGAUGAAUAUUUGGCCACUGGAUCCUGGGAUUUUAAUGUGAUCAUCUGGGGCCUACACAGCUCGUGGCGAACUAUUCUGCAUGGUCACAAGGGCAACGUGAGCUGUGUGGCCUUUUCUAGCAUCGGGAUGCUGGCUUCAGGUUCCUGGGAUAAGACUGUCCGCGUGUGGGAUUCAAGGAAUGGGACCCUGAUCUUUGUCCUGGACAAGCACAGUGGCCACAUCCAGGCCCUCUCAUUCUCAAUCGAUGCAAUUCUACUUGUGACGGCAGCAGAAGAUGGAACAGUUCGUUUGUGGGAUUGCGAAGAUGGAGAAUGUAAGAGGACCCUUGAGGGGGUGUUGGAAAAUGUCAGCAACUGCCAAUUUUCUUCUUUUGAGACACUUCUGGUUGCAGGAACCACUGAAGAGACUCAAUAACCAAGAUCUAUCAUCAAACCCAUCAGUCAAUAUUUCAAAGCUUUAAGAGUAUUUUAAGAUUUACCCAAGCUGCUCCACUUCAACACUGGAUCAAGAUAAAGUGGGCAUCAGAAUUAAAGUGUUACAAAAUGGUUCAAUUUUAAGUGCAAAACUAUACUAUCUUGGGGGAGGAAGU
Leucoraja erinaceus (little skate) is the source of this 2328-nucleotide messenger RNA. RefSeq names its product WD repeat domain 38 (gene wdr38). Gene Ontology annotation, molecular function: protein binding. Bases 1266 to 2153 code for a protein of 295 amino acids. The record is from RefSeq and is a predicted model, not a curated record. NCBI's taxonomy places the organism in Eukaryota, Metazoa, Chordata, Chondrichthyes, Rajiformes, Rajidae. The transcript has 9 exons.